This is a messenger RNA of Cotesia congregata, 504 nucleotides long. NCBI's taxonomy places the organism in Eukaryota, Metazoa, Arthropoda, Insecta, Hymenoptera, Braconidae. The record is from the annotation of a GenBank genome assembly.
AUGGUGACGAAGUGUGACGACCACAUCAAUUUUGACGAUAUGCAAUUCUUUUCGUUAAGUAAUACAUUUUCGAUUUUAGCAUUUGCUAACAAAUAUUCGUUAAAUAAUAAAUAUUUGCUGUUUAUAAUUCUAUUACUUAAUGAUCAAUUAAGUUUGAAUUUCCCAUUGAAUGGCCAAGCUAGGUUACCCAAUUCUGGCUCAAGUCUAGGUUGUCAUUCAACGGCCAUGGCAUGGCUUGGACAAACUCUGGAUCGGCCUGGUUGCCCAGUUUUGGCCCAAGGCUGGGUUCUCUUGCCUCGGCCAUUCUAUGGCGAACCAGUCUUGGCCCAGGCUCGGAUAAUCAUUGCGUUGGCCAAGGCUAAUUACCCAGUCGUGGCCCAAUAUUGGUGCACCAAGUUUGGUUGCCCAGUACUGGACCAGGCAAGGCCUCGUCAUUCAACUCUGGCAGUUCCUACAUGGGAUACUGAAAAAAGUGUUGAUAUGAAACAGUUCUUAGAUUUUUAA